Molecule: messenger RNA, 3483 nt
Organism: Pomacea canaliculata
Lineage: Eukaryota; Metazoa; Mollusca; Gastropoda; Architaenioglossa; Ampullariidae
Product: lariat debranching enzyme-like
Exons: 11
Coding region: 143-2011 (622 amino acids)
Biological process (GO): mRNA splicing, via spliceosome
Cellular component (GO): nucleus
Molecular function (GO): RNA lariat debranching enzyme activity
Source: RefSeq, a predicted model, not a curated record
CGGAAAUGUAACCCAAAUGGUCUGUUUCCGGCAUGAACUUGUAUACGGUGGUAACUUGUUUACAAGAUAUUGCUUGGCACGCAUCGUGGAGUUUAAAAGUCGGCUAGACGCAUAGUUACAAAACAGCACUCCAUCUGUAAUCAUGAAGAUAGCUGUUGAAGGUUGCUGUCAUGGGGAACUGGACAAAAUCUAUGAAACAGUCCAGUAUCUUGAACAGGUCAACAAUAUUAAGGUGGACCUACUCCUAAUAUGUGGAGAUUUUCAAGCCAUUCGCAACAAAGAAGACAUGAAAAGUAUGGCAGUUCCUCCCAAGUACCAGAAACUUAACACAUUCUACAAAUAUUAUUCUGGAGAAAAAGAAGCCCCACUUCUUACAAUUUUUAUUGGUGGAAACCAUGAGGCAUCAAACUUUCUACAAGAGCUUCCUUAUGGGGGUUGGGUUGCCAAAAAUAUUUACUAUAUGGGAUAUGCUAGUGUCAUCCAGGUUGGAGGAAUACGCAUUGGUGGACUCUCAGGUAUCUACAAAGCAAGGGAUUACAACAGAGGUCAUUAUGAAUACCCACCAUACACUGAUGAUACUAAGAGGUCUGUGUAUCAUGUUCGUAACGUGGAGGUGUUCAGGCUAGAGCAGCUUACUCGGCCUAUGGAUAUCUUCAUGUCUCAUGACUGGCCUGCAAACAUUGCACAAUAUGGUGACAUGGAAAGACUUUUUAGAGCAAAGCCAUUUCUCAGAGAAGAGGUCCUUGAUGGUUCUUUGGGUAGUCCUCCUGCAGAAAGACUUUUGCACAAACUUCAGCCAUCAUAUUGGUUUUCUGCCCACCUACAUGUCAAGUUUGCAGCAUGGAUUCAGCAUUCAAAUAAGAAUACUACAAAGUUCCUGUCUUUGGAUAAAUGUUUGCCUAGGAAACAGUUUCUGCAGGUGUUAGAUAUACCACAUCACCAAGAAGAGCCUUUGAGAAUAAAGUUAGAUGCUGAGUGGCUGUGUGUGUUAAAGUCUACUAAUCAUCUGCUGAACUUGACACGGUCAACUGUUUAUAUGCCAGGUCCUGGGAGUUCAGAAAGAUACAAUUUUGAAGUAACAGAUCAAGAUAUAGAUGAGUUAUAUAAGGAUUUUGGUAAUGAUUUGACAUUACCAGAAAACUUUGAGCACACAGCACCCACAAUUGAUCAGCAAAGGUCUGCUGUGACAGAACAGCAUGUUCGUGUAAACCCUCAAACAUCACUCCUGUGUUCUAUGCUGGACGUUACUGACCCAAAUGCUGUGAUAUUGGGCCAAAGCUUCUGUGGCUCUUCAGCAUCUUCUAUCAACAAUCCUGAUGAAGUUGACAUUGAAGAUGACACAGAGGAGGAGAAUCUAACUGAGGCACCUAGCUACAUUAAUAGCAGUCUAGAUGCAUCAUGCACAGACACUAGUCUCAGCAUGUCAGAUUCGUUUACCAGCUUUGAUCAGGAUGGUGAUUCUUUAAAAUCAGGGACUUUUUCUUCAUCCACACCCACUCAUACUCGUGUUGCUGAUGAUGAUGAAGAACUUGUGUCCAUUCUUGCUGCACAGCGCCGCAUCAGUGGGAAAUUAGAGUUUAGUGAAGCUGUUUCCCCUGCUUGGAAAACUAGUUCCAGUGGGGUAGAAACAUCCACCACGAAAGAUAGUGAUUUAACAUCAAGUAUCACUCAGGAACACAGGACCAAACAUGAUGAAUGUGCAAAUGGUAUGUGUGGUGCAGAGUUAAAGCCAGAUGAAAGUAUUAUGGAUAUUGGCUGUUCUAGUCAGGAGUCAAAAGAUUUGCUGGAGCCUCAGAACACAUCCAACACUGAGGAGUCUCAAGGCUCUCAGAGCAAUAAUGAGGAGACAGAAGAACAGAAGGGGGACUGUUCAGGCCCAGAGGAUUUGGACGACAGUCUCCAGAAACGGAAGACCUCUUCAGAGAAUGUUAGUGGAUCAGGAGGCAAAAAGCUUAAACGAAGAAAUGAAUCAUUUUACUCCGUUUCAGCCACUGAAAAUGAAGACAGCUAACAGUUAACUACUAAAACGAAGCUGGUGUAUACACAGCUUCCGGCUAAGAGUUGAUCUUGGCAGAUAGCAGUCUACCUAUGCACACCAUAGCGUGAAAUAAAGACUUUGGGUGGGGGGAGCUAAUGUGAGACCACAGACGUGUAAGGUGGAUUGCUGUCUGUCUGCCAAGACCAACGCUUAGCCUCUUGCGAAGUUCUCUGUUGUUAGUCUCGGCGGGCCUAAACAAAAUAUGUGACUAAACCGGAAGCUUUGUACAAGCAUGCCUCUCUUUAGUAGUUAACUGGAAAAAAAUCAUCUUCCGACAGUCCAGUAAUACAAGUUCGUGGUGAGACACAUUGCAUCAAACUUAACAAGCUUUAAAAACAUAUGCGUUGUCCACAAGGGUUUAAUAUAAGCAUGCCAUAGUUUUUGAUAAAACUAAUGAAAAUGAGCUGUGAUAUCCAAAGCACUUGCUUGCCUCUAUAGGGUUGAGUUAAUGCUUGAUGAGAAACAGCCUCUAUUAUGAUUUAAUGAAUUGCUUUACCAGAUUUUCUUCACAAAGGUUAAUAAAAACAAGUCCUAUUUCAGAAAAAGUCAUGCAGAAUUAAAAAUAACAAUAAUGACUAAGAGAAUGAAAUGUUAAGUGAGUAGGUCUUGUUAACUAUUUAAAUAAAAUCACUUUAGAGAGUACAUUUUACAAAAGCAUUUAGUGCCUUAUAAGGCUUAUUUUGUACAGAAAAUUACAGGGGCAGCUUUUAUACUUGUAUACAUAAUAUGAACUCUUACACUUCUAAACUGUUUGUGCCAAUUAAACUGUUUUUUGUUUUCUCCAUGAUUUUAGUUGAUUCCCACCAGCUGUGUUCAUGAUGUUGACUCUUUUCUGUUUUAAUAAAAACAUGGAUGACCCAUCGCUGUGGGUUGUUCCUCCAUGAAAGGUUUUGUUGAAAAUCAAAAUGUAAAGUAAGAUGCUACAAAAGAUUACCAUGUUAGUGUAGUCAAUGUUUUAAAAGUAAAGCAUCAGACUAUACCAAAUAGUCAGAUAUUUUUUCUUAAUAUUAAAUACCAGUAGAAUUGCAGGAUAUGUUGGCUACAGGCAGCAUGCAGCAAAGAAGCCAACAGUUGUUUUUUUACAUACAUUCUUGUAACUAGUUUCUUGCAUGUGACAUGUUUGUUUUAUUUGUGUAGAUCAUGCAAAAAUACUUUCUGGUCAUUUAAGUUGGAGGUAAGCAUGAGAAUUUUGUUAGAGCUUCUUGGUCUUUUUUGUGAUAGACACACAACUUAAAACAAUGAAUAUCUUUGGUAUAUUAAGGAUUAAUAUAGUUGAUGAAUAGUUAUCAUGAUUUUGCUACUGUAAAUUCUAAUGAUUUCAUGUGAAAUAUUUACAUUCUUGUCUUAGAUGGAAUAUUUUUUGGGAAAAAGUGUAAAAGUGUAACAUUUUGCUUUAAAAAAGUAUGCAAAGUAUGUUCAUAAUAAAUUUUACCUUGCCUCAAUCA